AGAAAUGCUUAAAAUGUAAAACUCUUAAUAGGCACAGAACGCGAGAGGGAUCGGACGCAAGUUGGAAUGAUGUGACAGAACGGACUCUUACGGAUGAUUUCGGGUGUAUCUGAGCAGUUAUGGUGGCACGGACGCGUUUCGUUUCGACCGGGGAUUGGUUUUUGUGAAUGGGGAUUUCGUCGCAGGCCGAGGACAUCUGAUUCAUUUUCAUCAUCUGAUUGAUUUAGUGCGUUUUUAUUUUCGAAUUGGCGAGAUGAAGAGGGUUAAUAGUUUCCAGAGGUUUAUGAACGCCAGGGCAUCUGUGAACUGCCGUUACCAGCCCACGUGUUACGAGCACGCGGCCAACUGCUACACCCAUGCGCUGUUGGUUGUGUAGGUGUUUGUUGUGAUGGUUCUUUUGAAUGGGUUUUUUGAUGAGGGUUUGUGGCGGAUCACGGCCUGGGUGUACGGCAUGGGUCUGAUCGCUCUGUUCCUCGUCUCCACAGUCUUUCACAUCAUUUCAUGGAAAAAGAGCCAAAUGCGGACCAUGGAGCACUGCUUUCACAUGUGUGAUAGAGUCGUCAUAUACUUCUUUAUCGCUGCCUCUUACACACCGUGGCUCAAUCUGCGGGAGCUCGGGCCGCUCGCCGCUCACAUGCGCUGGUUUGUGUGGCUGAUGGCGGCCGCCGGGACCAUCUAUGUGUUCAACUACCACGAGAAGUAUAAGUUAGUGGAGCUGGUGUUUUAUCUGACCAUGGGCUUCUUUCCUGCGCUGGUGAUGACAUCAAUGAAUAACACAGACGGGCUGUAUGAGCUGGCGUUCGGAGGCUUGGUCUACUGCCUGGGUGUCGUCUUCUUCAAAUCGGACGGUGUGAUUCCAUUCGCUCACGCCAUCUGGCACGUGUUUGUGGCUCUUGCUGCCGCCAUCCACUACUACGCCAUCUGGAAGUACCUGUACCGCAGUUCCUCGCUGGAGGACAUCAGGGAUGCUUGAGCGCCACGCCUGCCUCCUCUUCCUCUUUCCUUCUCCAUCACCAUAACACCUCAACCGGAUGCUCCAAACACUCACAGUUUAACAGUACGACCAUGCAAUGUUUACGGUUUUCUAACCAACUGCGAUCAGUGAAAUGUGUGUGUCGCAGUCCUGAAUGCAUAUUUGCCACAGUUGCAACAAGACAGCAAUGUUUGUGUGUUUUUCCCAUUUUCUUCAGUAUUAUGUAAUUAUUCUACUGGAAGCAGAUGAAUUGUGAUUCUUUUUGAUAUUUAAUGAUAUUUCCGUGCAUUCAGUCUCACACACACUCAGUAGCAGUUUCAUAUCAUCUGUAGUGAAUUAUUUUUCUUUACUCGUGCGACUUUCUGUAUCAAAUCUGCAUUUGUGCAUCUUAACUCACUGGGUUUUUACUUCGGACGUGCGGCUAGUUGUUUUUCUACGAAGCGCUGGUGGUUUUCUACACUCAUGGCAUCUCCUUCCCUCCAGUUUCUGCUCUUUCAGCUUUUUUUCUAUGCGGCACUUUUCUAACAAGAAGAACCACUUCUCUUUGAUACUCCGUUUGUAGGCUGAUGGUGGAUAGAAACAAUGUGAACGCUUCUCUGCACAAGCAGGCUUGUGAUGCUUCUCAAUUUCAGCACAAUAUUCGAUGGGUUUUUGAUUAAGAAGUGUUAACCAA
Molecule: messenger RNA, 1646 nt
Organism: Cyprinus carpio (common carp)
Lineage: Eukaryota; Metazoa; Chordata; Actinopteri; Cypriniformes; Cyprinidae
Product: monocyte to macrophage differentiation factor
Cellular component (GO): membrane
Molecular function (GO): pore-forming activity
Source: RefSeq, a predicted model, not a curated record